This is a messenger RNA of Lymnaea stagnalis (great pond snail), 5679 nucleotides long. NCBI's taxonomy places the organism in Eukaryota, Metazoa, Mollusca, Gastropoda, Lymnaeidae. The record is from the annotation of a GenBank genome assembly.
AAUCUGCUUCCGUUAACGCUUUCAUUUCGAAAAUGGUAAUCUUUUGAUUUUGUAACUAAGUUUUAUUACGGUACAUUUGAAUUAUAAUUGUAUGGACUAUUUUUAAGGAUUUACGUAUAUUUUGGGAUUUUUUUAAAAAUAGGAAUGAUAGGUGAUAAAUUAAGAAAUUGAAUUUUUAUUAAGACAUGUUUUAAAGAUGUUUAUGAAUUGAUAAAAAAAUAACGAUAACGAAGUGGCUGCGUACAAACUAACACUGUACUGUACACUGUACUGUAAAACGCAUCACCGCGAUGGUAAACCUAGUAAAACUAAAGACCUAAAUGUUCAUACACCACGUCAAAAAAAUUACCAUUGGCCUCGUCUUGAGAUAUAUGUUGGGUGUGUUUUUUUUUGUUAACGCUAGAUUGGGGCUAGAUAAUACCACCACUGACCACAAAUGGGAAAUAGGCGAAUAGGCAUCAAUUCCCAGAUGCCGAUCAAGAUUUACUAGGACUUGACUAGGCUGUAGUUGUAGCCUUUUUUAUUUUUCUCAUCUGUAUUAAAUAAUAUAAUAUAUAUAUUUGAUAAUCUUGCAGUUGAUGUGCCUAUAUUAUUUCUGAUCGGUCGAAUUUCGUAUCAUCCCAUGUACACUUUCACUUACAAUACUUACAUUAUUCUUCAUCCUUAUUUUCGUUUUUAUUUCUGAAGCGUAUGCACAUCUUUGAACAUCCCCCAAAAUUUCAUGGUUCCAUUUGCUUUGUAUUUUUUGCCAGAUUUGUGAUCACCUAUGCCUAUAAGUUGGUAUGCUAAACCAAAUUUUAAAAUUGUAGACAUGUUCACAAAAAUAAUGAAAUAUCAUAUAUGGGCUGGUUGAACUUAAUUUGAUGUUCCGUUAUUUUAUAGGGGCCCAAAAUUCUUUUUUUUCUUAUAUGGGGUGUAUAAGUAUAAUUCCAAACAAAGGCUCCUGCAUGGGUAAAUGGAACGAAAUUAAACUUAGAACACAUACACUUGAUUAUCCAUAUUCAAAAACGGUAUUGAAGGGUAAUGAAAUCAUAAUUUUAAUUUUUCCUAACACUAGCCAAUAUGCACAGUGUCGCUCGUGAUGGCAUUCGGAAGUAAACAUCUUUAAAAGCCCUUACUUUAGCUAACAUCUAAAUAAUGGGGCCUGUAAAAAAACAGGGAAAUGGAAAAAUUGCAAUCUGGCAUGUAGUGUGAAAAUGGAGAGAUCAUUUAAGCUACCUGCUAUGUACCAAUGUGGGCUGUAAAAUCAAUAAAAAGAAAAGUUAGUGCUGUACAAUUAAGUGUUGGUGUUAACUAAUACUGUCUGGACUAAAUUUUAUAAAGAAUAAAAGUAAGUUUACACGCGAUGAUACAAAAGUCGAUCAGACAUAAUAUAUGCACCCGAACUGCAAGAUUACCAUAUAUUUUGUUAUUAAAUUAUUAUGUUCAUUGGUGUUCCCUACCGUUGUAGGGUUUCUGUGCAGAGAAUCUAGUCUCUUAUUUUACUAUAUGACUAUAUUAUAUGGCUCAUUAACAGUACACAACAAAGGACAAUACCAUUAAUUAAAAUACAGUAAUAAAAAAACGAUACCCAAACUAUUGCUAGUUUCAAAUAAUAAUUUAUUAAAGCUAAUUUUAAAAUAAUACAGCAUAAUACAAUACGGGUACUAUUAAAAUGUUGGGAAUGUGCACACACAUAUAAUUAAAUAAUUAAUAGAAUAUACUUUACAAAUCUAUAAUCAGUAGGCUACAGUAUGUCAGUCUAUUAGUGUUGAAUGGUAAUCGCAUAUCUUUGUCUCACAGUCUCCCUAUCUCUACCUGUAGAUCGGCUUAGCUAUAGUCUUUCUUAGAGACAAUCCCAGAAAGGGUCCAGACGCAUCAUAUCUGUACCUAGGGCCAUCUCAUAAGAUCUACCGAACUCAACUAUAUUCUGUGUUUACAUGUAGUCAAAGGAGACAAUUUGUAAUGAGGCUACAACCAUCGUGUUGCCAAACUUGGCCUUCAGCUCCCAAAUUUUUUUAAUUAUUAGCACAAAUUCUUGCGACCAAGGAAAAGUGCUGAUAUUUGCAGUAAUGUGCUAUUCCAAUGUUCAGCCGGCAUGAUGAUCUUAAACAGAAACACUUGUGAAAAAAAGAGGUUUUGGAACCCACAACGCAAAUUUUAACACAAUCAUGGCAGUGCUCCUGGAGCAUUUUUUUCUAAACUCAAAAUGUUAAAAUGUCCUUUCAUGAACUUAUUCAUGUGUGACUCUGUUGUCUAGGGGUAUGUUAAUUUAAACACACUGUCACUGUACAUAAAGAGUACAUAAAAACUUGACACAAAGUGUUUUUGCAGUUAUUAAUAAUGAGCUUUUAUUCUACUGCCUCCUAAUCUAACCAGUUCUCACAUUAUUAAUGUGGGUUCUGCUAACAAGCUUAGCCAAAAAAAAACACACGUUCUACAUGGAUCACAACACUACUAUUUAUUAUUACUAACCCACCAACUAACAAUAACACUGAUCCACUGAUCUGGUCAGCAUCCUACUCGCUCGCUCUCUCCUGCUCCACUGACCACCUGCACAUUACUACUACUACCAUUAAUACCCCCUUUAGUAUCCCCUCCCUUUAUGGUAUUCCUAUGCCUAUAGACCGAUAUGCAUUUAGGCUCAACACAGAUUGUCGGGGAUUCUUACACCUUGACAUGCCGCACCACACCCCCAAAAACACACAAAUUAGUGGGAAGGAAAAAAGAAGGCUUCAUAAUGCUGUAAAAAAGAUAUAAUUUCAAAUUUGUUGCAUUAUUUUUUAGCUCUAACAUUCACAAUAGUAGGCUAUAAUUUACAAUAUUUGAAAAUAUGUUUGUAUUGUAUAUAUAAUAGAUUUGUUAAAAAUAAUAAUUAAAGUGGUCAUCUUUUUUUUUUUUAAAUCAUAACCCCCCCCCCCCACACACACACACACACACACCUUUUUUUUUCAUCAGUACAACUAGACUAAUAUAAAAUGUAUUAUAAUAAUAUAUUUACAGUUAUGGCACUAUUGUUGGAAAUGGUUUUGGAAAAAAAAGGUGGAGAGGGCAUGAAUACUUUGAAAAAAAAAAAAAAAGAACUUUCUCCUUUAAAAUUCAGUUUUUUAAAAUAAUACAGUAAUACCGGUAACAUUAAAGGUGGCCUAGGGGCUAAAUAAAAUGUUAAAGUAGGCCACUAGCAAACAAAAAAAAUAGAGAAACACUGGCCUAAAUAACUGGUAAUACUAGAUUAUGACAUCUUAAAGUCAAAACCCUGUAGAUACUGUAUACUCUUUGAUACCCUGUAAAAGAUAAAACCCUGUACCGGUACAAAAAAAAACUUAUAUAGAUUUAUUCCCAUAAAAUUCAUCUUACAGAUUGUUUUAAAAAAUUAUUUGGAGACAGUUUAAACAAAUUUGAGAAUUUAAUAUAUUUCCUAGUGUCCUUGCUCAAGCGUUUCAUUAAAUAUAUUUUUGUCUUCCUUUUUUUUUUUUUUAGCUAUUCUACUCAUUUUUCAAAUCACUGGUCGGAAAAGAAGUAGUGGUUGAAUUAAAAAAUGAUUUGUGGUAAGUAUUUAAUCAAAGUAGUUACAAUUUCAUAACACAAUUAUUAAGAGUAUAUGCCAGCACCUGCUUUUUUAUAUAUUUUAAAUGAAACGAUUAAAAGUAAAAACGUAUUAAUACUUGCAGAACCCUGUUUAAAAAAUACCGAAUGAGUUUUUUUAUUAUUAUUAUUACUUACUAUGCAAAGAGUGAAAAUUAUCUUAAAUAAAAUAUAUUGUUUUUGUUUCCUUGAAAUAGUAUCUGUGGAACGUUGCAUUCUGUUGAUCAAUUUCUGAAUAUUAAACUAACAGACAUCAGUGUGACAGAUCCAGAAAAAUAUCCUCAUAUGGUGAGAUUUUGUCAUUUUUAAUGAUGUUGCAGAGGGCAUGUAAUGUUUAAAAAUUAGAUUUAAUCAAGGCAUAUGUACCAUUAACACUUUCAGUAGCAUAGUAUCUAUUACCUUCAGUACCAAGCAAAGGGAAAUAACUCCAUUAUGUUCAUAAGUUGCUAAAUUUAAAAAUUUAUUAAAAAUCUAUCUUUCAUCCAGUCAUUAAAAAAAUAAUGAUAAUUUUAGAGAGAUUAUGACAUUUUAAUUAAAACAGGUCUACAUUUGGCUCAGUUACACCUAUAAAUUAUUCAUUGAUAAUUCAGCGCAAUAGGUCAGACCAUUGUCAGAUUUAUCAUUAUUAUCUUCAUCUUUCGAUCUAUUUGGGAUACAAAGAUGUAGAAUUAAUUUAAUAUCACUUUUAUUCCCAUUUACUUUUUUUCUGCAUCCAAUUCAUCACUGUAUACACUAAUACUACUAACAGCAGACAUACUUGCAGUUUUAAGCGCUUCUAGAAAGGCAAAGUAGCGUAAAACAAGCACACAGCCACUGAACCUCAACAAAACAAGAGCUUGUCAUUUCCUUUUCAUAAAUAGAGUCAAUAAAAAGUGUUACAUUCACUAGGCAACAUUGAAAAUUUCAAAUUUUUCGAAUGAUGCAAUUCGGCCAUAACAUGACGAAGGCUGAAGGGUUGGCUUUCUAUAAUUUUUUAAUUAAAUCCUAAAAUGUUUUAUUGAGAAUUGUAUAUCAUCUCUUUAAUUUUAAAAAUGUAUUUUUAUUUAUCUACAAGUGACUAUAACUUCACCAUUUUUUUUUUUUUUAAAUUUUCAGCUGUCUGUGAAAACCUGCUUUAUUCGAGGUUCUGUCGUACGUUAUGUUCAAUUACCUGCGGAUGAAUGUGACACACAGUUACUUCAAGAUGCAACACGGAAAGAAGCAGCCCAAAAUAAACAGAGAUAAAUUAGUGAGGGAUGUAAUAUUGUGUGAGCUUGUGUGAAUGUUAGAGAAGCUGUAACUGGUAGGUACCGUAUAAAAAUAUAAAUCAUGAAGGAUUUGAACAUAUUUUUAUGUGGAUCCUUAGCAAGUCAGACCAAUAAGUUUCCAAAAUUACUUUUGGAUUUUUCUAUACAAAACUGUAUUGACAUGGUAUUUCAAUACAAAGAUUCAAUAUCAGUUCCAGGUUGAAUUUUUCUCUCAAACCUCAAACCAUUUCAGUUAACCUAAUGGAGGGGAGGUAAUUUAACUAAGUAAAUAUUCGAGCUGAGAUAAAUGACAGAAAAUGUUCAUCAUUGACAUAUCUUCAGUGUAGUAAAACUAUUUAAAACAUGCUGGGCAAUCUGAUUGUAGGGAAUUUUAGCAUCAUUUCAAUCGUUACAAUAUGAAAUGAUUGUAUGGAAUUUUAGGUUCAUUUUAUUUAUUACAAUAUGAAGUUUGAUUGUGGGGAAUUUUAGCAUAUUUCAAAUAUAACAGAAUGAAGUUUGAUUGUACUAAUUGAUAGUGAAUUUUAGCUUUCUUUCAAUCAUUAUCGUAUGAGGUUUGGUUAGAUGACAUUUUAUAUUUACUUCAAUCAUUAUAUAAAAUUUGAUUGGAGGAAAUUUCUGCUUUAUUUCAAUCAUCACAAUAUGGUAUUUGAAGAAAGAAAAUGAAACCAACUUUUAUGAAAUGUAUUACAGUUCAUGUAAAUGUUCAUUGUUGUGAAUGAUUUGUUGUAAAACAAAAAGUUUUUGUAUGAAUUUUUUUAAAGUUGAAGCAUUGAAUGUGGACAUUUGUUUGUAUAAUAUAUUCAUAUGUUAAAAUGACAUCAUAUUACACUGUUGAUCUUAUGUAAUAAAUUUUAAGUUUUUAAAUAUU